Molecule: messenger RNA, 867 nt
Organism: Eremomyces bilateralis CBS 781.70
Lineage: Eukaryota; Fungi; Ascomycota; Dothideomycetes; Eremomycetales; Eremomycetaceae
Product: HET-domain-containing protein
Exons: 1
Source: RefSeq, a predicted model, not a curated record
AUGCGCCUGCUCAACGCGUCCACCAAAUCGGUCAAAGGAUUUGUCGACUCCAUCCUUCAAUAUACUGUCCUUUCCCACACUUGGGACACAGAUGAAAUCACAUAUCAAGACAUCCUCGCGCCUGGAGGAACGGUGAAUAAGGCCGGUUGGGCAAAGGUUCACGGUGUCUGCGAGAAAGCCAAAGAGCAUGGAUACGAAUAUAUAUGGAUUGACACAUGUUGCAUCGAUAAGAGUAGCAGCGCGGAGCUCUCCGAGGCCAUCAAUUCCAUGUUAAAAUGGUACCGAUAUGCUGAGGUGUGUUAUGCUUAUCUGAGCGACAUGGUGCCCGCAAAGGGCGGGACCGUUCUCUCCAACGGCCGUUGGUUCACGAGAGGAUGGACACUCCAAGAAUUGAUUGCACCGGAACGCAUGGGGUUUUACAAUGCGGACUGGAACUAUAUUGGCGAGAAGGAAUCCUUCGCGGAUCAGAUUUCGACGAUCACUGGGAUACCCAAAACAAUCCUCGUUGACGCAUACAGCCUGUGGUCGACCAGCAUCGCAUGCCGGAUGUCGUGGGCUGCUAAGCGGAAGACCACUCGUGUCGAAGAUAUGGCCUACUACCUCGUUGGGCUCUUCGGCGUGAACAUGCCUCUCUUGUAUGGAGAAGGGGAGAAGGCGUUCUUGCGACUCCAGGAAGAAAUCAUCAAGAUCUCGGACGAUCAAUCGAUUUUGGCGUGGGAUCUGGACACCAACCCGUACCGUGUCUCCGUCCUCGCACAGACACCAUUCGACUUUCUGAAUUCCUCGAAUAUCAUACCAAUCCCUCGCAACCCUGAUCAUGGGCCGUUCACCAUGACGCAUAUGGGGCUGAGCAUCCGCCUUCCAAUG